AUCUAUAGUACAAUUUCUUGAACAGAGAUCACGGCGGUGAGAGGGGUGAGAGUGGAAUUGCUGCUUUUUAUUUUGACUGUCGCAGGCCAACCGAGGUUUGAAUUUUUCAUUUGGUCGGAUGGUGUGGCGGCGGGUGCAGGUGGCCCUCACCCUCCUGACGUCCGCCUCGUCCUGUCAGCGACUCCACAUGGCCUGGCGCUCGCACGGCACCGACAACGCGGACAUGGUCCGUCUGCUGCGAGGGAACGGCGUCAUUGAAACGGACCGUGUGGAGCGCAUCAUGCGCCAGGUGGACCGCGGCAACUACUGCGCGCACAACCCGUACAGCGACCGUCCCCAGUCGAUCGGCUAUGGCGUCACCAUAUCUGCGCCACACAUGCAUGCGUAUGCCCUGGAGAAUCUGUCGUCUCGACUACAGCCGGGUGCCUCUGUACUCGAUAUCGGCUCAGGAAGUGGCUACCUGACCGCAUGUAUGGCCCUGAUGGUGGGCGAGAACGGAGUGGCAGUCGGUGUGGAGCACAUCGAGGAGCUGGUCCAGCAGGCGCGCCGCAACAUCGACAAGGACCAGCCGCAGCUGAUCAGCUCGGGCCGCGUGCAGCUGGUGGCCGGCGACGGCCGGCUCGGCUACCCGCAGCGCGCGCCCUACGACGCCAUCCACGUGGGCGCCGCGGCGCCCGUGCUGCCCGAGCAGCUGGUGGCGCAGCUGAAGCCCGGCGGCCGGCUGCUGAUACCGGUGGGCGCCCAGGGCGACACCCAGUACAUGGAGCAGGUGGAUAAGGCUGCCGACGGCACCGUCACCCGCUCCCGGCUGCUGGGCGUCGUCUACGUGCCGCUCACCGACCGCAAGAAACAGUGGCCGGGCAGGUCGGAGCUGUGACCUGGUGUGACCUGCUGUGACCGCUCGGCCGGCCACCCCUCCCCAGGCUGUGACGGGCCGCGCCUCUCAGUUUAAUGCCGCCUCGCCUGCCGCCAGUGUCGGCAGCCGCACGUCGCUAAUUGCCAGUGUUUGUUGUAACAUAAUUCGUCUCCGGUGUGUUAUUAUUUUAUCGCCUACGAUGUUGUGCUGCCGUUUGGUUGUUACUUGUGUAUGCCGUUACGCAGAACGUGCGCGGCGGAUAGUUGUGCCGCGGUGCGACGCGCGUUAAGUGGACCGGACCGCCGGUUACCGUGCUGACAUGUGAGGAGCGGUUGAUUGUUGCCGGGCGCCGCAUGUCCGACGGCCCACGGCAGCGACCCAGCUGCCAGCCGCACACUGACCUCGUUCUGAGCCAUGCACGGUGCACUGAGCGCGGCCAGACGGUAGCGCCACGGGCUGCUCUCCCCUGCCAAUGUUGGAGCGCCGCGGACUCGGGCCGUGCUCCUCGUACCUUGUCGGGCUACGCCAGUGAGCGAUACAUUGAGGAAAAUAAAAGGAAGGCCCCGGC
This is a messenger RNA of Amphibalanus amphitrite, 1424 nucleotides long. RefSeq names its product protein-L-isoaspartate(D-aspartate) O-methyltransferase-like. Bases 119 to 877 code for a protein of 252 amino acids. Gene Ontology annotation, biological process: protein modification process. The record is from RefSeq and is a predicted model, not a curated record. Gene Ontology annotation, cellular component: cytoplasm. The transcript has 7 exons. Gene Ontology annotation, molecular function: protein-L-isoaspartate (D-aspartate) O-methyltransferase activity. Lineage: Eukaryota; Metazoa; Arthropoda; Thecostraca; Balanomorpha; Balanidae.